Molecule: messenger RNA, 3178 nt
Organism: Diceros bicornis minor
Lineage: Eukaryota; Metazoa; Chordata; Mammalia; Perissodactyla; Rhinocerotidae
Gene: CCNYL1
Product: cyclin Y like 1
Exons: 10
Coding region: 169-1260 (363 amino acids)
Biological process (GO): regulation of canonical Wnt signaling pathway; regulation of cyclin-dependent protein serine/threonine kinase activity
Cellular component (GO): plasma membrane
Molecular function (GO): protein kinase binding; cyclin-dependent protein serine/threonine kinase activator activity
Source: RefSeq, a predicted model, not a curated record
AGCCGGCCGGUCGCCGCCGUCCGCUCUGGUCGUUGCGGGGCGGCGGCGCGGGGCGGCGGGCUCAGCCCUGCCCGGCCGGCGCGUGGCGGGCAGCGGGCGGCGGGCGUCGCCGGGGCCAGGCGGCCGCGCCAUUGUGGGGGAGGGGGCGCGGCGAGGCGCGGGCGGCCCAUGGGCAACACGCUGACCUGUUGCGUGUCCCCCAAUGCCAGCCCCAAGCCGGGCCGGCGCGCGGGGCCGGCGGCGCGGGACUGCGGGCCCGAGGGCUACGAGGCGGCGGCCGGGGACGCGGCGGCGGUGGCGGCGGCGCCCGCUGCGGUGGAGCCGGGCGAGGCGGACCUCGGGGCGGGCGAGGGCCACCACCUGCAGCACAUCAGCGACCGCGAGAUGCCCGAAGACUUAGCUUUGGAAUCAAACCCUUCUGACCAUCCAAGGGCAAGCACAAUUUUCCUGAGCAAAUCUCAAACAGAUGUGCGAGAAAAGAGGAAGAGCAGCCAUGUAAACCAUGUAUCUCCAGGGCAGCUUACUAAAAAGUAUAGCUCAUGCUCAACAAUAUUUCUAGAUGACAGCACAGUCAGCCAGCCUAAUCUUAGAACCACAAUAAAAUGUGUGACCUUAGCAAUAUAUUACCACAUAAAGAACAGAGAUGCAAAUCGAUCCUUGGAUAUUUUUGAUGAGAGAUCACAUCCACUCACACGAGAAAAGAUUCCAGAGGAGUACUUCGAGCAUGAUCCUGAACACAAAUUUAUUUACAGAUUUGUUCGUACUCUUUUUAGUGCCGCACAGCUAACAGCUGAAUGUGCAAUAGUAACUUUGGUUUACUUAGAAAGGCUUUUAACUUAUGCUGAGAUCGACAUUUGUCCCACUAACUGGAAAAGAAUUGUUUUGGGAGCCAUUCUUCUUGCCUCCAAGGUUUGGGACGAUCAGGCUGUAUGGAAUGUGGACUACUGCCAGAUCCUCAAGGACAUUACAGUUGAGGACAUGAAUGAGAUGGAAAGGCAUUUUUUGGAGCUACUUCAGUUUAAUAUUAAUGUUCCUACCAGUGUUUAUGCCAAAUACUACUUUGACCUUCGCUCCUUAGCAGAUGAAAACAACCUGAAUUUUCUGUUUGCUCCUCUGAGCACAGAAAGAGCACGGAACCUGGAGGCCAUUUCCAGAUUGUGUGAAGACAAAUACAAAGACUUGUGUAGAGCUGCUAUGAGAAGGUCUUUCAGUGCUGAUAAUUUUGUUGGUAUUCAGCGCUCUAAUGCCAUCCUUUCUUAAGGGAGGAACUAGAGUUUGUAACAUCAUGAACCCCUCAUCUACAAGGACUGGAGACAUAUCAUCUCUCCUGCUCAAAAACCAGCAAAGUUAGUAUCUUCACCUAAAAGAAAGACAUCAAAUUCAAGAGACUUGUGGACAGCAAGGAUUAUGCUCAUAGGAAAGAAUGGGACCGUGUCAAUGCAACACACUCUUCUGUCCUUUUUAAUGUAAACAGUUACAAAAACCACUCCAAAGCAAAAGCUACCAGCCCACACACAGACAUGUGCUUACUGUGUAGGCUGAUCGCUGUGAACUAGGUGAGGUUUUUUAAUUAAUAGUUUAAAUUUUUAGACUUUAAAGACACUAACUAUAUAACUUUUAUGUUUUUCUAUUUUUCUUGCCCCCCCUCCCCCAUAUCGCUGCAUAUUCCUUUUAGAAUCAAUGCAGUAUUACCAUUGAAACAUGGGACUCCUAACACCUCGUAAAGCCACUUAGGAACAGACGGGAUGGCCUUGUUAGGUAUUGAAGGUUCUUCCUCCCUACUGUGUCGUUGAAGCUGCUAGUCAUUAUUGGCAAUCAAUUUAAACCAAAACGCUGCUGAAUAACACUUGUCAAAUUCUUUGCAAGCACUACUUAUUAGCAUUUUAGCAUGUUUGGGAUCAUAAACAGAGAAAGUAUCAGUUAUUAUCUACUUCUAUUGGGGCCAUGCUGCAUUUCUUGUGAACUAUAAUGGUGCUUCUCAUUUUCUGAUGAUUUUCCUCUUUGUUAAAUAAAUAUAUUAAAAGAUCUUUUCAUAAUUCCAACCAACAUGGUGGUCCAGUGAUAACAAGCAGGUAGUGAAAUAGAAGAUGUCCCGAAAGUCUGAGUGCAAUUUUAAGCUUUACUAUAGCGUGCUUGGGCCCUCCAGCGCACUGCUGCAGAGGUAUAAAUGCUACAGACUUACGAAACAGCAUAUGAAAGUUUAAUUGAAUUUCUUUUCAACUUACUUAGUUUUGUAAAUUUUAAAUAUUAAGCUUUUAAGUUUUUGUUUCAGUCUCUUGAAGUUGGCAAACAUUGCCUGAAGCAAAAUUAAAAUUCAAGGUUUAAUAUUUAAAAUUUACAAAACUAAAUAGGUUUAAAAGAAAUUCAAUUAAACUUUCAAAUGAUGUUUCGUAAGUUUGUAGCAUUUAUACCUCUGCAAGUAUCAAAGCUUAAAACUGCACUAGGACUGUAGAGAUACCCAGUAUCUUCCUGUGCCCUCCUCUUUUAAACAGGGCUUGUGCUGUUUUCCUGCUUUGAUCACCUAAAUUUCUUCUUUCUAGAUUUGGGAAAGGAAGAUUAUGAAGAGCAGUGUUAAUUCACAUGUAAUAAGUUGGACAGAACUGGACCCUAAUAGUAGUGAUAUGAAAGUAGAUGAUGGGAAACAGCUUUUCCAUUUUCCAUGUUAACCUGGCUGUAGCUGUCCCAUCUCAAGUCCUGCUAUUUAAGAGGAAACUUACAAACCAUAGGAACCCUUACCUCAGGCUUUAAAGGGCAGGGAGUGAAGUAAUCAAUCUUUUAGGAGAUUGGUAAAAUGUCACCUAAACUUGAAAUACUGAAAAAAGAUUAGUGUUCUCAACCUGUGAAAUCUUUCUCCUACCUUCUCAAAUGUAAUCCUAGGAACUGCCUAUAAACAAAGCACUUCUGGGCCAGGAACACCCUCUCUCAAUAUAGCAAGGCUUCACAUUAUAUUGAGUUCUGCAGGUUCCAUCAUUUUUAAAGGACAGAGAGAUAAAUGGUAAAUAAUGGGAUAUAAAAUAUUACAAUCUACCACCUCAAAAACAUUGUUUAUGGAGUUUGGAGCUUGGAGAUUCAAGUAUUGAUUGCAGUUUUAUUUUGAAAAGAAGGCUACAACUUAAUGUGGGUUUUCCUUCUCAUGUUUAUAUUAAAAGCUAAUAAACUCUAUUUUAAUUAAAAUAUG